CGCACCAGAAGCGGGGGUCCAAUGUGCCGUUUGAGUCCUCCCCACGGGAUCGGAGACUAGAGGGAAUGAGGGCCUGGGGUCUGGAAGCUGGGGUCCCUGUGUAAAGAGGGGAGGCCCGGCUGGCUCAGUCAGUGGAGCGUGCGACUCUUGAUCUCGGGGCUGUGUGUUCCGGCCCCAGGGUGGGCGUCGAGAUGACUUAAAAAUAAAAUCUUAAGAUCUCCGUAAAGAAGCACCUUGGGUGGCGUCCAUGUCCUCGUGAGAGCAGAAGGGGAUGUUUUUAUUCCGUUUCCCUCAGAACCAACGGAUUCUAAGACCCUGAAGUUCUUGACUUCAGAAACUUCUCUCCAACAGGCAAUGGGAAGGACUGGUUCAAGCCACCGGUCCGGUUUAGAGGUGAGCAUGAGUUUGCUGAAGAUGAGACAGAGGGAAACUUCAAGGGCUCAUUCCGACAGCAGAACGUGCGGGGUCACCAUCAGCCCCGCCCCGCCCGGGGCACAGACUGGCCGACGGCGACCGUGGGGCUCACGUGUGGGAAUCCUGCCAGACUUCCCAGAGGAGGUGCUGACGCUGCUGCAGGGAGCCUGGGUGACUGGGGAAACCGAGGCAGGCCCUCUCCCUGAGAGACACAGAACUCCUUUGUGGCCGGCUCCGCCGCCCCUCCUGGCCUCUCGGGCAGACCUGUAGCCAGCCUGGCCACUCCUACCCCACCCGCCUUCGCACCGCACUCGCCCGGUUACAUCCCAGCCCCCCCCGAGCCCCACUUAGUGGGCCUCUCAGAGGACUGGGACCAGCACAAGUUCUGAGGACACAGCAGCUGACCAGAGAAGGGAAGGGGUGUGCACACACGAGGCUCCCCAAGGACUGGGGUGUCCUGACAGAUGGGGAGGAACCAGCUGCUGGAGAAGCACCCGCCCCCCAGAAGCAGAGGCGUGGACGGGGCCCCAGUCUGAGGCUAGGAUCAGAUUCGCAGCUUUCGGUGUUCCAGUGUGGUCUCCAAAUGCGUCUCCCUGGGACCAGCACACCUGCCUAUCACCGUGACCAGGCUCAGGGGACAGCCCGUGUCCUCACUCAGACCCCGGGAGGUCACUCCUCUCGUCAUCUGCAUGUUCCGGAGGGGGAUGGACGCAGCAUCACCCAGCCGCCCCCGGCUCGGCAGAGCUGGGACUUGAACCCGGGUGCCGGCCCCUCACUGCCGCUCGCUGGUGGCCUGACUGCGCGACGAAGCCGCACACCCACCCCUCGAGGCCGCCCUGAAGAAGAGGCCCCGGAGACACAGGGCUCGGAGACCCAGGGUGGUGCCUGCCCGGGGCCCUUGGCAGCCUGACGGGGGGUGGUGGGCCUGGCGUGGAACAGGGAGCGGGGCCCCCAGCACCUUCUCCGCGUGGCACCCUUAACGGCUGCCGGGAGCCAUCUGCUGGCUCGUGGAAAUCGGUUGGACGCUAUGUGCUCCUGUCACACGCCCGUGCCUGGGUGCUGCCCUGCCCUAUAAACCCAGGCACGGACGGGGUGGGGAGGCGCCCGGGCUUGUGCUUCGGCGCUGCCACUACAGUUCAGGAGGAGCGAUCCGGGAGGCCGCAUUCCCUGCAGGCGGCGCUCCGCGCCGUGGGGAUGGUCAUUCCUGUGCACGGACAGGCUGCAUAUGGUGUGUGCCCAGCAAACUGUCGUCACGCCUUCCAGCGAUCUGCAGGCCGAUGGAAGUAAUGGACACGGCGCUCGUCAGCAGCCCCUGCAGCCCAGCCUGCUAGAGGGGCUCCUCCGUCAAGGUCACACCCUCCCACCACCGUGCGAUCUGCCCAGCACGGAGGCCCCCCCAGACCCGCUCCCUUGCACGCCCUCCCUUUUCCUCAGUGCACGUGGGGACGUGGCUCAGAGCCGAGAGCGAGCGAGAGAAGCCAGGAAGGGCGGCCGCUCUCAGCGAUCACUCCCAGCAGCUUCUCCUGGCAGCCCCCGAUCCUCCCAAACCCGCUAUGACAAGGAACCGGUGGGCUAAGACACCUGCACGCAGGAGCGCUGAGCACCGGCGUCUUAGCGCCUUGGCGUGACACUGGCGGUCAGGAGAGGGGCACGCGGGUGAGUGGAAGGACGCCCGACGGAUGCGUGAAAUCAGAGGGCCCUGAGUGAGCUGUGACCGACUACAGGGAGGCGCUCUGCCCCCGCAGCUUCAUAGUCUGCACCCCUGCCUGAAGCAGACAGACGGCAUCGCAGGGGGGUGGGGGUGAAGGCGGGCUCAGUGGGAAGUGAGGACCCUCUGAUUCCGAUAUUGUGAGGAGAUGGUGGGGACUAUCUCUCCUGCAGGAGCAGGUGGCUGGCCGACUUCUCAGCGGCUCCGCAUCUCUGGAGGAGGCCCCUCGGAGCACCCGCGUGGGCUACUUGGAGCCAGGAGCCCAUCCCUCGGUGACGGCAGGCGUUCCCCCAUCUACUCCUCACUGCACCCUAGGAGGGGGGCAUUGGACCCCCGACCACACGGACUGGAGAGAUGCGGCCACCCAAGGCCACACCCAGAUGUCAGAGACUCUGCGGCCGGCUUGUACCCCCUGCCGGACAGUGGACAAUGGGAGGGACGGCGGGUCCCAGCGUAUGGGCAGGGCACAGCAGAGGGUGUGGUCUGGGCUGCACCCCGGCUGGCAGGGCCGGCCUGGCAGGGUGGGCGGUGGCAAGGAGGAAUGUUCUGGGUCCAGGAAAGGGCCAGCGCUUCCCAGGAGCAACAGUAUCUUGGACCGACCCAGGCUGCUGUGAGGAGCAACAGAGCUCUGGAGGCCCCACGGCGGGGCUGGACCCCCAGCCACCACCCCCCAGUCCUGCAGCCCUGCAACAGAGUUGCCGGAAGGGCCCGACCAGACAGCUGAGGGAGCCACCAGGGAGAUGACUAAUGCCUCAGGGCUCCUGGGAACAGCCUGCGGCCCCCUGGUGUCAGCAACCUGGCCACAGCCCGGCCCCCCGCCCGCCAUGCCCACCGUGCCCUCCGUGCCCGCCGGCCCACCGACAGACCCCAUGGGGAACAGCUCCCAGGGCACCUCCCGGCUCUUCCUCACCACCGCGUUGGCCCGCGGCGUCUCGGGGGUCUUCGUGUGGACUGCCCUGGUGCUCACCUGCCACCAGAUCUACCUGCACCUGCGCUCCUACACGGUCCCCAACGAGCAGCGCUACAUCAUCCGUCUGCUCUUCAUUGUGCCCAUCUACGCCUUCGACUCCUGGCUCAGCCUCCUCCUCCUGGGGGGCCACCAGCACUACGUCUACUUUGACUCGGUGCGUGACUGCUAUGAAGCCUUUGUCAUCUACAGCUUCCUGAGCCUGUGUUUCCAGUACUUGGGGGGCGAGAGUGCCAUCAUGGCUGAGAUUCGGGGAAAGCCCAUCCGGUCCAGCUGCCUCUAUGGCACCUGCUGCCUGCAGGGCAUGACCUAUUCCAUCGGCUUCCUGCGCUUCUGCAAGCAGGCCACACUGCAGUUCUGCAUCGUGAAGCCCAUCAUGGCCUUGGUCACCAUCGUCCUGCAGGCGUUCGGCAAAUACCACGACGGGGACUUCAACAUCCACAGCAGCUAUCUCUACAUCACCCUCAUCUACAACGUCUCCGUCAGCCUGGCCCUCUACGCCCUGUUCCUUUUCUACUUCGCCACCAGGGAGCUCCUGCAGCCCUUCGAGCCUGUCCUCAAGUUCUUCACCAUCAAGGCCGUCAUCUUCCUCUCUUUCUGGCAGGGGAUGCUGCUGGCCAUCCUGGAGAAGUGUGGGGUCAUCCCUGAGGUCCAGGUCAUCGAUGGGAGCAAGGUGGGGGCUGGCACGGUGGCCGCUGGCUACCAGAACUUCAUCAUCUGCAUCGAGAUGCUGUUUGCCUCCAUUGCCCUGCGCUAUGCUUUCACCUGCCAGGUGUAUGCAGAGAAGAAGGAGAACUCACCAGAGAAAGUGCCAGGCCGGUGCCCAGGGAGACACAUGCCCUGCCCUCCAGAAGCUGCGAGGAGCCCGCCAGAGAGGCUGGAAGCAGCCCAGCAGAGUGGGGAGGCCUCCUGGAGGGCCUGAGGGCAGGGCCUGUGUGCCCAAGAGCCCAAGCGUGUGGGGAGCCUGGGCCGGGUGGCCAGGCAAGAACAGCGGGCAGGAAAGCCUGGUGGGCACCACCCAGUGAUGACCUCCCUCCCUCCUGGCCACCCAUGCCCCCAUGCCGAGGGUCCGGAGAGACUCGGCAGGACAGGAACUGACCAGCAGUGUCCUGGCCAGAGCGGGGUCACCCCAUGGAGACCCAGGACUCAAGGCCGCAGCUUCUUGGAGGGCUGGCUGGCUGCCCAGUGAGAUAAGGCAUGCCACCUCCCUGCGACCCACAUGGAGAGUCCCCCGCCUGCCUUAUCACACCCUCUGCAGCCGGUGGACCACGGUGGGCCCAGCUCUGGCCCCACAGGUCUCAGUCAGCAGGUUUGGGAGUGACCAUGGUGGGAAGUUGUCUGGAGGAUGCAGGAGGGCCAAGUGCCAGCCCCCAUGUGAGCGACAGGGCGGUGCUAGCCUGCAGGCCCCUGCCCAGGGAGGGCCUUGUCAGCUGGUGUGCUGUGUCCAGUGUGUAUGAGGCUGGGGCCAGGACCCUGGUGCACACGGAAUCCUCACGACAGCCUCGGGAAUGGGGCCCAAGGCCCAGAGAGGGUGAGCCACUUGCCCGAGGUCACAGAGCCAGCAAGACAUGGACCGGCCCACAAAAGCCAACGCUCGCGCUCGUCCGGCCCCCACAGACACCUCUGCCGUGGACAAGGCCCGGCUUCUGCUUCUGACGCCACAGAGUAACACCGCACCCCUGCCACCCACAGGGAGGUCACAGCUGCCCGCCCUGCCUUGCCGGCCUCGCCCUCCUGGGGGGAGCAUGGGUGCUCGGGGGGGGGGGGGAGGGAGGCACAUAUUGCCAUCUGUGAUGACAUCGUGGGCUCCCAGUUGCGGGCCCCACCGCAUGGGGCCAGGAGCGGCCAGCUUCUCUAACCUGUCCUGGCCUCAGCGCUCUCGUCUGGGAAAUGGCCCCAGCAAUCCAAAGCAGGCAGCGCCAAGAGAGCUGGAGGGCCAGGCCGGGGCACAGGGGUAACCCUCAAUGACUUCCCGGCUCACACCCGCAGGCUUGCUGCCAGGUCGUUGCCGGGCCGCCACGCGGGGCUCUCGCAGGGGGAGUGGGCCUGGCUUCGGGGAGGUCUGGCUUAGCUGGGGGCCCCAGCGACCCCACAGUGCUGGCACACUCUGCUCUCUGCCGAUUUCACAGAAGGGAGCUGGUGGAUUGGAAGGGGAGGGAACAGGCCCCCCCAGAGGCGAGCCCCGAGUGGCUGGUGGGGACACCCCCCCCCUCAGUGACAGCGAGGGCAGGAGCCGUCCCGUCAGCUCAGGCAGAGGUGAGGCAGGUCUUGGAAACCCCGAGAUCUCGCCUGCAAGCCGGCCGUCCUUCAGAGGCUGAGGCCAAGUGCUGACACGCCUGCCCCUCGGAGGGAUGGGGGUGGGGAAGGCCCGUGAGGAGCGCACAGGCCCUCAGCUCUGGCUUCCGGGAGAGCCCGCUUCCUUUAGACACCUUGCUCUCCACCCCCGGCCGAGCGGCCCUCUCCCCACCUGCUGCAGGGCCUGGCCCGAGACCAGGGCACACACCACCCAGGGGGUCGGGGGGAGCCGUCUGAGCUGGAGAGGAACAGCCUGUGCCUGAAGGCUGGAGGCUCCCGGUCAGUGCGGACGGGACACGGGGCGUUGGGCCCCCACCACUCAGAAAGCCAACCCGGUCGCCUCCACCCGCCGGCCCCCUCCCCAGCCCGUGGCUGUCCCGACGGGCCUCCCAACCUAGGAGACCCACUGCAGGCGAGGACGGCCGUGUUGGAGGGCUGGGACGUGGGGGCAGCGGCCGUCCAACGGUGCCCUGCACUCGGGGACUUGACCCCCAGCCCAAUCACAAAACCAGGCGGAUCUGAAACC
Molecule: messenger RNA, 5910 nt
Organism: Callorhinus ursinus (northern fur seal)
Lineage: Eukaryota; Metazoa; Chordata; Mammalia; Carnivora; Otariidae
Gene: TMEM184A
Product: transmembrane protein 184A
Source: RefSeq, a predicted model, not a curated record